Messenger RNA from Prinia subflava (tawny-flanked prinia), 3017 nucleotides. It is a transcript of the gene RHBDD2, whose product is annotated as rhomboid domain containing 2. Gene Ontology annotation, molecular function: serine-type endopeptidase activity. The record is from RefSeq and is a predicted model, not a curated record. Lineage: Eukaryota; Metazoa; Chordata; Aves; Passeriformes; Cisticolidae. The coding region runs from base 51 to 1151 and encodes 366 amino acids. The transcript is spliced from 4 exons. Gene Ontology annotation, cellular component: membrane.
CGGCCAGGCCUUCCGCCGGCGGCCGGAAGCGGCGGGCGCGCGGGGCAGCAAUGGCGGCGCCCUCGGCCCCGCCGGCCGCCGCCGCCCUCACGGUGCUGCUGUCGGUCGGGGCCUCCGCGCCCGGGCUGCUGCGGGGUGUCCCCGCCGCCCGCUCCGCCGCCGCGCUGCGCCCCGCAGCCCUGCAGGACGGGGAAGUUCACAGGCUGAUCACCUACAUCUUCAUCUACGAGGACCUGAUCUCGCUGGCCUGUGGCGCUGUCAUCACCUGGUACUUUGCUGGCAGCUUUGAGAGGAACGUGGGCACAGCCAAGCACUGCGUCCUCACCGCCGCCUUCUCUGUGCUCUCUGCCCUGCUCUUCCUCCUCCUCCAGCCCCUCCUCUCCGGGCUGCUGGAAGUGGGAGAUGCCCAGGGGUUCCUGCCCGUGGCUUUUGCCAUGCUGGGCGUUUCCACCACGCGCUCCCGCAUGAGGAAGACUCUGUUUUUUGGGUGCAGAGUUCCCGUGGUGCUGGUGCCGUGGCUUGGGCUCUGCGUAGCGUGGUUUGUGCCCCGCUCCUCCCUCUUGGGGAACCUCUGUGGGCUGCUGGUUGGGGAAGCCUGUGGUCUUGGCUACUGUUUCUGCUUGGAUUUUCCAGAGUCACUGGGCUCUAAGCUGGACCGGGUGUUCCCUUUCACUCUGCUGAAGAGGAUACCAGGGCUGAAAUACAUCCCAGGGUCCUUAGCAGAGAGAAGAGCCUCUGGAAACAGCACGAUUAACCCUGUGCCUGGCACUUACCCCACCCAGAGCUACCACUGCCCUUCGCCCGUGGCUCUUCCUGCUCAUCCCAGUGCUCAGAGCCAGGGCUUUCAUCACAGCCACGCUCUGGGACCCCAAGGACCUCAGCAGGGCCAUGCAGCAGGACACAGCCUCGGCUCUUCCCACUGCCAGCCCAGAGUUGCCUUUGGAGAGUGUCCUGGGCAGGCCCACACCGGAGCUUUGCCUGGACAGUGCUGCCAGCUGGGCAAAGUCCCCGUCCCCCAGCCUGUGUGCCCGCCUCAGCCACAGCAGCCUGCAGCCACGGGCCUUGUGGCUGGUGCUCAGCAAGCACCAGGGUGUGCAGCAGCCCCAGUGGCCCCUGUUUCAGCUGAAUUUACCAGAGUCCAGGUGUACUGAUCCUCCAGAGAGCAGCAGCACUCACACAGGGGCAGGACCACUGUGAAGGCCAUUCCCCUGCUUCUGGCAUAGUCUACUUGAAUUAUAUUUCCUUUAUAAUUUUUUUUUUUACUUUUUGAUAUGGCUGGAGGAUGGGAACUGUACCACCUCUGUGAACUUCUCAUCCUUUUAAAGCUGCAUUUAGCAGCUGCCUUUUUCCACAAGUCCACGGGAGUUUCAGUGCACCAGCUCCCAGGCCAAGGUAGGUAGGGACCUCACUGGAAAACACUGAGCAAAUCUGGGCUUUAACUAAGCUGCAGCAAUAAGCAAUUCCCAUUUACAUUCCUGCCUUUUUUACAGGUGGGAUGUAGCUAGAACCCAAAAGGAGAGGGAAUCACAGGAGCCUUAGUUUGUAACUUAAAUGGAGGAGAACAGAUGUCUGUCCUACUGGUGACAUGUCCACUAAGAGAGUGUCUUGAAGGGGGCUUGUUACACCAACCUGGGGCAAGAGGAUAGAAUACAGAAUACCUUCUUCUGCCCCAAAACAAGCUCUAAAAUGCUGAGGUCCUGUGUCUGCAUCAAUGGAUUGCCUUCAUUUUCUGAGGGCAUUGCACCAGCUCAGCCUGUGUCACCAGCACUUGAAAAGGCAACCUCAAAUGCCUGUGAAGUAGUGAGAGACUUUCCAGGAAGGAAUUUUGGUCCUUUGUGGAGCAAAUGUUUAGAAAUCCAAGGAGCUGGGAGGGACCUUAACAAUGGGGUAGAAGAAUUAAGUGGAAUGUAGCAGUGAUGUUGAGGGUGUUCAUGCUGCUCAGCUUUAGAAAUCUCACCCACUAAUAUUAGCACAAUCUCUCUCUGUUUUUUUGCAGAGCUGGUGGGCAGGUGUGUGGGAGAGGGGUGUUUUCAGCCAGGGAUUUGCAAUAGGAUGCACUGCUUGGUUCCUGAGGCUGUAAGGAAGGAGUUUGGUCCAGCUGCUGGGAUUUGAGCUUUAUUCCCAGCUGUGUAGCCCACUGUACAGUGCUCAGGAGGAAUCUGCUGGCUCUGUAUGUGUAAAUCAGCCAGGAUCUCAACAAUUGCCCUUGACUCCACUGGGAGUUUUGCUGUGCUCCAUAAAAAAGUGCUCCAUGAAGCACAAAGUGCCAUUUUUGCUCUUGGAGAUGUUCUUGCAGUGCCUCACCCCAUCCUCAGAAAUUCAACAGCCUCGGGGCUCCUCCCUGCUCUGGGUGAGCCUGGCCAGAGGCAGCUCUGGCAGCAGCACAAGUCCCUGCCUCUUUCAUUUUUCCAUCAUCAGGGUCUGAAGAAGGCCAUGUUGUCAUGCAGCUGCUUUACUUCUCCAGCAGCCCCUCUGGAAUGAAUGCCACGGUCCCAUGUGGGAUGCAGGGGUUUCCUUUUGGUGGAGACCAAAGCAAUGCUGAGAACUUGCACCUCAGAUCAGUAAGGCACGAGUAAGAAGCUGUUCCCAUGAAUGUGAGCACCCCAGGCAGGGCUUUCAGCAGGAGGAUGCAGCAACUUGGGAACCAGCUUGGAGUUAGGGGACAACUCUGUCUCAUACCUGAUUAUUUCACUCCUCUGUGGGAUCACAAAUGGACUCGAUUUCAUGUUUUUCCUGCUGACAGCAAUUGCAUUGUUGUAUUUUUAGUGUGGAGCAAGAGCAGGAUAAGGAGUUUGUUUGGAAUUUAAAAGCAUGUUUGUAAUACCAGGAAAGAAAUGCUAGAGAUAACAUUGAAAUGUUGAUACUCCACUCCCAUUAGUGCCUUGUGAAAUCCUUGCCUGUAAACUUUAGGAAUUUUAUCACUGAUUUUUUUUCCAGAAGGAUGAUGAGGAUCGAUAGCAAUCACAAGUGUUGUGUAUCUCCAAACUGUGAACUCGAAAUAGAAUCUGAAAGACGGA